Pieris macdunnoughi is the source of this 1431-nucleotide messenger RNA. Lineage: Eukaryota; Metazoa; Arthropoda; Insecta; Lepidoptera; Pieridae. The record is from the annotation of a GenBank genome assembly.
AUGAAGUCAAUGUUUAGCGAAGGAAGCCAGAUCACGCAGUUGAUAUGCUGUCUCUUAACUCUAAUACCAGUUUUCUCAUAUGGAGCUGCUGUCGGCUGGAUGUCACCGAUGACCUUACUUCUUCAAUCAGAAAAUUCCCCAAGAAGUGAACCUCUCACAGAUUUAGAGAUAUCAUGGAUGGCUUCUAUUCCAUAUUUGAUAACACUGCCUAGUGCUUGGUUGCUAGUAGUUAUCGCUGAUAAGAUCGGACGAAAGUUUGCAAUACUUCUAGUCUCACUAGCGGGUCUAGGCACCUGGGCUAUCCUUUUAUCAUCAUUAGAGACAUGGGCCCUUAUCACAGCGAGAGCACUGGUUGGAAUCAGCGCUUCCGGAAGCUAUGUAGUUUUUCCGAUAUACAUCAAAGAAAUUGGUGAAGACAGUAUUAGAGGAAGUCUUGGAUGCUUGAUUGGCGUUUUCCAUACUGGCGGAAAUUUGUUCUUAUACAUCAUUGGAGACAUGUUAGAUUACUAUACAGUAUUAUGGAUUUGCUUGUCACUCCCCAUAACCCACCUCAUACUAUUAACCAUGAUGCCGGAAACACCAUCAUUCCUGUUGAAGAAAGGCGAAGAUGAGAAAGCUCUAAAAGCUUUAGCAUGGCUUCGAUGUAGAUCAGAAGAUGACGUGGAGGUGAUAAAAGAGUUGGAGCAUACUAGACGAGAGCAGGAAAAUGAUGCUCAGUCCAAUAAGUUCCUGCUUAAAGAAAUAUACAAUAACAAGAUCCUCUUCAAAGCCUUCCAAAUCGCUCUAAUAGCAGUACUUGCAAGAGAAGUGUGUGGUGCAGUACCAGUCCUCAACUUUGCUGGUGAGAUCUUCACAAUGGCGUCUGGAGGCAAAGAACUGUUACUGUCGCCAAAUCAACAAGCUAUUUUGCUUGGAUCAGUGCAAGUUGUUGGGUCAGUGUUCGCUUCAAGCAUUGUGGAGAAAUCCGGAAGAAAGAAUCUUCUAUUCUUCACGUCACUCCUCUCAGCACUAAGCAUGGGUGCUUUAGCAACAUGGUUCUUACUCCAAAACUUUGACAUCAGAGCUACAUCUUGGCUGCCAUUGGCAACUCUAUGCUUGUGCAUUUUCUGUGACUCUGCUGGUCUACAACCAGUUUCUAUGGUUCUGGCUGGAGAGAUUUUCUCAUUCAAGUACCGUGGGACAGUUAUGGGUGUAACAAUGUCUAUUGCUUCCUUCUCGGACUUUCUGCAACUCCUCUUCUUCAAACCAUUGACCAAUGAAAUUGGAAUAUUUGCAGCAUUCUACUUCUUUGCCGCCGUCUGCUUCUUUAUUUCUGUUUAUGUUAUUCUAUGUAUACCUGAGACGAGAGCGCGAACUUUGGAAGAUAUUUAUGGGGAUUUAAGGAAAAAGGAGAAAAGAGAAAUAAGAGAGAAAGAAGAAACUGAUCUUUGA